AGGACACCUAGGAAUCCAAACCUAGGGAGUAUGCUGUAAUCCAUACUCUCAGCGAGUACAACAAAAGCAUGCCCCGCUGCUCUGUGCACACUGCAGACACACCUCUGUACUAGCUUGGCUCUAUCUUUCCCACCUCUCUUUCUCUCUCUCCAACAUGCACUCCACCAUUAUCACCUUCUCCACUCCAAAGCCCUCAUUUUCUCCUUAAAAAGAAGAAAGUAAUCAGAUAUUACUAAUUAAGCUUUUUCUCUCUCCCCCCUUUCUGUCUCACUCUGUAGGUUAAGUCUACCAAACCAAACCAAUUAACCAAACCCAACCCACCAAACCAACCGUCACAAAGCUCUUCACGCCGUUUUUGUGGAAACCAGGCUUUGAACAUUGAAAAAUUGCUUGAAAGAAAAGAGAAUGGGUUGUGCUCAGUCUAAAGUAGACAAUGAAGAAUCAGUGGCGAGGUGCAAGGAGCGGAAAAUGCUUAUGAAGGAGGCGGUGGUUGCUCGAAACGCCUUAGCAGCUGGUCAUUCUGGUUUCACCAUCUCUCUCAAGAACACGGGUGCUGCUCUGAGCGAUUAUGCCCAUGGUGAAGUUCCUGAGCCCCAUUUCCAGCAACCUCCUCUUGAACCCAUUUCGCAACCCCCGCCGCCUCCUCCUCCUCCGCCGCCGUCCAUGGAGAACCUUCAGCCUCCUCCUCCUCUGCCUUUCUCUCCCAGUCCCAUCAAGCGCUCGAUGACCAUGCCUGAGAUCCCCAUGAAGGAGCAUAGAAAGCCAGGGAAUGAAAUCGAUUCCAUUGCCAUUGCGGAGGAAGACGAGGAGGAAGAAGAACAUGAGUUGAAUCACAGACCUCGAAGUGGGAAUGCUAAUAAUAAUAAAAAUACUAAAAACAAAGAUUUAAGCGUGUCGCGGGGCCCACCUAAUGGAAAAGUGGGACCGGAGGAAACGCAGCUGUCCCCGUCAAGGACGCCGGAAAAUCAUUCGGUGCCGCCUAUGCCGGAGGCUAAGAACAUGGCUUGGGAUUACUUCUUUAUGAUUGAUCAUAUGCAAGGGCCAUCUUUAGAACCUGAGGAAGUUGCAACGAAUGCAACCGACACCGGUUUUGACAAUGUCGAAAAUUUGGGCGUUCGGUUUAGUGAAACAGAGAAUUCAGGUGGUGGUGAAAUCGACGGGGUUGAGCCAAAGACGCCAGAGAAAGCAACGGAACACUUAUCUGAGCCAACCGCUGUGGAGGAGGAAGGGGAAAAGGAGACUACGAAGGAGAGGCAGAUCGAGCAUGCAAAGACAGUACCUCCUGAUUUUAGGAUGAUGGGGAAGAAGGUGGCUCCAGUUCCAAGUGUGAAUUUAAUGCAGGUUUUGGGUGAAAUUGAUGACCAUUUUCUCAAGGCAUCUGAAAGUGCACAGGAGGUUUCAAAGAUGCUUGAAGCCACUCGCUUGCAUUACCACUCUAAUUUUGCGGACAAUAGAGGAUAUGUUGAUCAUUCUGCUAGAGUCAUGCGUGUCAUCACAUGGAAUCGGUCGUUCAAAGGUGUACCCAAUGGUGAAGGUGGCAAGGAUGAACUUGAUUCUGAAGAUUAUGAGACUCAUGCCACUGUUUUGGAUAAGUUGUUAGCAUGGGAGAAGAAACUCUACGACGAAGUAAAGCAAGGUGAGCUUAUGAAGCUCGAAUACAGGAAAAAAGUGUCUCUGCUAAAUAAGCAGAAGAAGCGUGGAGCCAGUGCUGAAUCCUUAGAAAAAACAAAAGCUGCUGUAAGUCAUCUGCAUACGAGAUAUAUAGUUGACAUGCAGUCCAUGGAUUCAACUGUUUCAGAAGUCAAUGAUAUACGAGACAAGCAACUGUAUCCAAAACUCGUUGAUCUUGUCGAAGGGAUGGCCAAAAUGUGGGCAAGUAUGUGCGCGCAUCAUGACAGCCAGCUGAAAAUUGUUACAGACCUUAAGUCCCUUGAUGUUAGCCAUUCUGCAAAGGAAACCACCAGACAACACCAUGAUCGCACCAAACAACUUCAUAAUGUAGUGCAAGAGUGGCAUUCACACUUUGAAAAGCUUGUGACAUAUCAAAAACAAUACAUUCAAAUUCUUAAUAGCUGGUUAAAGUUAAAUCUAAUCCCAAUUGAAAGCAGCUUGAAAGAGAAAAUAUCAUCUCCUCCAAAAGUGCCAAAUCCCCCUAUUCAACCCCUCCUCCAUACAUGGCAUGACUAUCUAGAAAAGCUUCCGGAUGAAGUGGCGAAAUCUGCUAUCUCAUCUUUUGCAGCUGUCAUAAAAACCAUUGAACUACAUCAGGAAGAAGAGAUGAAGCUAAAGGAGAAAUGUGAGGAAACAAGAAAGGAAUUUCUUCGCAGGAGUCAGGCAUUCGACGAAUGGUAUCAAAAGCACAUGCAGCGAAGGACCCCAACUGAUGAAAUCGAUGCUGAAAGAGGUGAAGAUGCAAAUGCCAAAGAUCCUGUUUACGAGAGGCAAUCUGCGGUUGAGAGCUUGAAGAAGAGGUUGGAAGAAGAAAUAGAAGCUCACCAAAGACAUUGCGUUCAGGUGAGAGAGAAGUCACUUGGAAGUCUCAAGAUUCGCCUCCCUGAGCUAUUCCGAGCUAUGUCAGACUAUGCUCACGCCUGCUCAGAUGCUUAUGAGAAAUUGAGGGCCCUCACUCAGUUGCAGAAUUCAACUCGUUGUCCACCAUAACAAUGUACACUUCUAUCCAGCUAGUAAAUUAAUCCUUUUAUGUUAAGCUAUAGUCAGCUCUACCUUUUGUAUGAAACAAUAUGUUCUUCUAGAAUGCUGGCCAUCUUUGUAUCUUCUUAUGUUGAAAAAGUUUUGCUUUUAUGUUCCAAUACUGCCCCCACCAUGCAUAUAUAUGUAUGUAGGCUUUAUAUGUACUAGUCCUGGAGAAGGGUAACUAGGUAGUUUAAUCUAAUUAUUUUAUUAUGGUGCUGAAUUGGAAGGUUACAUGGUGCGUCAAGCAGGUUCUGUUCUUUCCA
This is a messenger RNA of Jatropha curcas, 2957 nucleotides long. Its product is annotated as DNA ligase (DUF630 and DUF632). The record is from RefSeq and is a predicted model, not a curated record. Lineage: Eukaryota; Viridiplantae; Streptophyta; Magnoliopsida; Malpighiales; Euphorbiaceae.